GCGGCGGCGGCGGCCGGAUAACGGCGGCAGGUGGUUGUGCCCGCGUCCUGGGCAGUCCCGGCAUUCCCGGCAUCGCCUCCUCGGCGGCGGGGCUUGGGAGAGCGGCGAGCGGCUUGGCGCGGUGGCACCGUCCCGGGGAGAAGUGUAUAGCUUAGUGUUAUGGGUGAUAAGGAAGAAGCUAAAAUGCAGAUAACACCAGAAACUCCGGGACGAGUCACAAUCCUGAAUCCUUUUGAAAGUCCCAGUGAUUAUUACACUCUUCAGGAGCAGAUUGUUUCCAGUCCUUUGGUCUUAAAGUCAACGAAAUCCUCAUCUACACCAGGAAAAUUCAGGUGGUCUAUUGAUCAGCUUGCUCUGAUAAAUCCUGUGGAAAUAGACUCGGAAGACAUUCGACGCCAAGGAAUGUAUUUGAGCCAUGCUAGAAUUGAUAAGGAGACAGAAGACAGAAGGCAAAAAGCUAUUGAGGAGUUUUUCACAAAAAAACUCAUUGUUCCUUCUCCUUGGACUGAACAUGAAGGCAAGCAAGUUUCUCAGUUUAAUUCAACUAAAUCCAUAGAUAUAAAUAACAUUUCUCCAAUUGGAAGACAGCUGAGCUUGCAGCCUGGGAAAAGCAAUGCUGCUUGUCAGACAGUACUGUCUUUGCCAGUGGAUUUUAAUUUAGAGAAAAUACUAGGUGAAUAUUUUAGAACUGAUGAAUUUGCAGAUCAGUCUCAGGAAAAUCUGAGCUCUUCAUCACUCAGAAGAAAGCUGUUUUUAGAAGAAAAUGGGAAUGUAUCUGCAUGUUUGUCCCCUUCUCUGCAUAGUCCAUGUGGGAGUCAGCAACUUGGAGUGCUUUGUUCAAUAGAAUUGUCUCCAGUCCGGUGCAGAAGCCCCCUGGACACGUCUAGUUCAGCUCAGUUUUCAUCAAGUCCUAUUCAGGGAGGAACAAGAGCUUAUAGUCUGGGAAGUAUAACCAGUCCCCCAUUUUCAGAGGGGUCUCCUGCACAUAAUGGUUCUCCUGCUUUUUCACCAAUUGCUUUUCACAUAAGAAAAACACCACUCUCAGACCAAAGAAAAUUUACGUUUCGUUCUCCAGAUAUUCCUUCUUCCUCAAACAGAAUGACACCCCCAAGUACAAGAAGUCCUUACAUAGAUGGUUGUUCUCCAAUUAAAAAUUGCUCUCCUAUGAGGCUUGGAGCAUGUAGAGGAAAUGCCCAAUAUCAGACUUCUGUCAUUAGAAUACCAAUUGCUGUUGAGAAUCGUGAUGAGGAUGAGGAAGACAAGGAAAACUCUUCUCCAGCAGAAGCUCGGUUCCCAGAAAUGGACAAUAGGAUAAACUUACAUCAGGAAGACAGUGAUACUUUUGCACAUGGUGCACAUCUUGUGGUGACAACUGUGUCUAUUGCACCAGAUCACUCAGAAGGUUGUCAUCAAAGGUUGUCAUCAUUUCGGGAUAUAGAAGGCUUAAAGGAAAGUAAUACUGUAGACAUGGCUGAUGCAGCUGAAGUGUCAGAGGAAAACACUUGGAUAAAAGAAACCGUUGGCAGUAGCAAUACACCAAUGACCAGCUUUAUGACAGGCAUUACUUUCAGUAUUGAAAGCUCUCGCAUGUGCAUGUCACCUCUUGCAGAAAGCAGUGCAAUUCCUUGUGACAACAGUAGUAUUCAGGUGGACAGUGGUUACAAUACACAGAGUUGUGGAAACAGCAUUAUGGAUACUGUGGGGGCUGAAAACAGUUGCAGAGAAAAUGAUGUGAAUACCGUCAUGUUUCAGAAUAAAUCUCAGCUGCUUAGAACAAAGGAGUGUUCUGUUUUAAGCCAUAAGGACAAUCAGUUGCUGAGAACAAAAUCUCCAGAGAAGCAAUCCUGUUUUCAAAAAGCCAAAACACAUAGCACAGUAUUUGGUCAAAAUGCAACUUGCAACAUUUCUGCUUGGAAACAUAAAAAUGAAAAUCAAGUUCAGGGAUUUCACAAAAGUGGUAUGUAGUUUUUUGAUGGAGAAUUUAAGCUGUGGUUUCUAACAAGUUUUUAUACAUAUGACCUCAAUUACCUGGAUUAUACAUACUAUUUUGCUUUUCUAAUGCAAAUGUAAUGAAUUGUUUGGUAUAUAUUAAGGGAGUUUUUAAAUGUGGGAUUUUUCAGGUCUUAUUAAGAAAUUUAUUGGUGUCAUUAAGUGAUCAUUUUUGAAAAUAAAGGUGUCUGGAUUUGUAGAGACACAAUAGGUUUUUUUCCAAAUUGUAUUCCUUCUGUGACUAGGGUGGAGAUUCCAUGAGCAGCCUAGGAUAACUUGCAUAGGAACCAGUAUAACCUACAUUUUAAGAUUUGUCCCUGCUAAAGGCAAAAGGGACAUUCUUCUUUGUGGGAAAGAAAAAGUGAAAGGGUUAUUAGUCUGGUUGUGGAUUGCUUUUCUCCACCCAGAUACACUGUGGACUUCAUAAAUACUAUCACUAGUACCAAGAGUAAGUGACUGGACAGAAGUGAACUGCUUGGUGUGAGAUGAGAGCAAAUGCCAAGUUUAGUUCUCUUAGAAAUAUAAAAUUAGCUUUAUGUCUAAAGAAGCUGUUUUGCAAUUUUCUGAACAGCUUUUCCCUUGAUUUUACAGCAAUCUGUGAUGUCAGUUAGGUUUACCAGGUACUUAAGUAAAAUGUAUUACUGGUUACCUUAAAAGAUAGUGUUGUUGCUUUGGUAAUUGUAUUAAUGCUAAACUUGAUCACCUGACACUGCCAAGUGUCUCUGAAGAACACUUGUGUCCGAAUUGAUGCUUUGGUACUCUUUGAGAAGGAACCUAAGAAGGUGCAGUAACAUUCAUUGGUCUCAGUACAUCACUAAGAAAAUAGUGCAGCCUAUAAAAGUAAACCUUACACUUUUACUUCACUCCUGUGUUUAAUUCCUAGUAUUAUUAUGUAGCUUACAUAAAUGACAAAAAUAUUUAGAUAAAUCCUUAAAAAUAUAAUUAACUUUUGCAUGCCAUUUAUUACCAAAAGCAUUAAUACAAGCAAACCUUUGAUCCUUUCAAGAAAAUCAUCAAUGAUUUAAAAUGAUGGAUUGAGGUCAGGUCAGAAGCCCAGAACUCCCUUUGUGUAAUCAAAUCAGAUUUGGUUGAAUUUGCUUGUAAUUGUUUAAAAGAACCUUCUGGAAUUUAUAAAUGUGAAUGGGGGAAAAAUCCAUAUGGUAAUGUUGUGGCCCUAGUGACUGAGAGGGAAGAGAUAUACACUGCUAUUUCUGGGCUCUAUAUAGAGCUCUGGUAAACUUCGUUGGAUUAAUGAAAAAGACAAGUCCAUUCUAAGAAGUGUUGCAGGUGAAGCAGUCUUCCUCUUUUCAUAGCAAGGAUGUCCCAGGAUACUGGAUGGAAGUUCUGCUUUCUGUUCUAUUCCACAACCCACACACAAGCUUGUACCAAAGUGACAGAUGGUGGCUGAUGAGCAGCUAUUGGCACACUAGGCCUGAAACCUAUUGUUCAGAUCUAAAUUUGAUGACAAAACACCAUUAAAAAAAAAAAAUCUCAAAAGGGGAGGUGUGAACAGAAUCUCUUGGCAUUAAAAUCAACAUGUUAGACCUGAGAGUUGUGUGUUGUUUGAAUAGAACAGUUUUUGAAAUACUUUCAUUAGUAAUUUCUUAGUGAAGGCUUUCUGAUAAGCAUAUUAAAGAAAAAGGGAAACGUCUCUCUGUGUCACUUGAUUGUUGUAUAGUUCUCACAUUGCACAAAUAAAUAAAAAAAAACUUUAGAAAUGAAGUCAUGUGAUCAUGAGCAAACAUGAUGUGCAUUAUUUUUACUUCUGUAGCAAUUUAAUCACUAUUUUUGUAAUGUAAUCUAGUGCCAUAUUAGUAUUUCAUGAUCUUCAAACAGUGCUAUACUAGAAGCUGGAAAUACACUGAAUUGAUAGCUCUUAAGUGACUAGUUUUGUUAAAAGUAGAAAAUGAAUUCAGACUUCUGGGAAACAAUUCUUUUAGAACUGGCCUUUCAAAGUGUUCUUAGCUUUAGCUUCUAUGUUUUGUCACUCAAAAGCAGGAUACAACUUGUCUGAGAUUUUCAAGUUAUGUAUGACAUUGUGUCAUUUCUGUUUGUCAUGAUAAUUUUAACAAUAAUCAGUUGAAAGGACUGUACAAAGGAUUUAUUUUUGCAAUUGUGAUUACUAAAAUAGUAAUGUAAACUUAAUGAAUGUUAAGCAGGGUAGCCCAAAUUAUGAUCUGUUUCAGGAUUUUUGAGUUAUGUGUAUAAUCAAGAUUUGGUUUUACUUUUUAACUAAACUUUUUGGUUGUUCUUGUAAUAUGUUCAAUGAUCAGAGGCUUUUGAAGUAUUCAAAAAUAAAAAAAGCAAUCCCUAAAGUA
Hirundo rustica (Barn swallow) is the source of this 4307-nucleotide messenger RNA. RefSeq names its product BORA aurora kinase A activator (gene BORA). The record is from RefSeq and is a predicted model, not a curated record. The coding region runs from base 160 to 1965 and encodes 601 amino acids. Gene Ontology annotation, molecular function: protein kinase binding. The transcript is spliced from 12 exons. Gene Ontology annotation, biological process: regulation of mitotic nuclear division; activation of protein kinase activity; regulation of mitotic spindle organization. Gene Ontology annotation, cellular component: nucleus; cytoplasm. NCBI's taxonomy places the organism in Eukaryota, Metazoa, Chordata, Aves, Passeriformes, Hirundinidae.